Molecule: messenger RNA, 4903 nt
Organism: Octopus bimaculoides (California two-spot octopus)
Lineage: Eukaryota; Metazoa; Mollusca; Cephalopoda; Octopoda; Octopodidae
Product: N6-Methyl-AMP deaminase
Biological process (GO): inosine biosynthetic process; adenosine catabolic process
Molecular function (GO): adenosine deaminase activity
Source: RefSeq, a predicted model, not a curated record
AAUAAUCCUUUCUACUAAAAGAUGAUGAAGUGAGGAGGAGGAUUAUUGUUUGGAAAGAGAACGUCCUUCCAAUAAGACUUCAGGAAGAACAAUUUCUGACAUUUUCUCUCUCACUUCACUUUAGGCUUUUUGGAUACACUUUAGAUACUUUAUCAGGAUGAUGUUUUUCUACAAAUUCAGAAUCAUAUUAUCACUUUGACAACACUGCCUUUAUAUCACUCGUAUAGAGAUAGCCUUCUCCACUACAAUGUCUUCCUCCAGGAAACCAGUCUCUUCCAUCACAUCCAAAUGCUGCAGGAAUUCAUCUGUCAUAAGUUCCUCUGAGUGUACCUCGACAAGAUUGUUAAUGUCCCCAUUGUCAACCUUGAGGCCCAUAGACUUGCCAAGAGACACUAUCUCCUUGACUACAGGUGUCUCAGACUCAAACCCCUCAAAGUUCUCUUUCAGAUAUGCAGUCAGGCCACAGCUUCCACCCUGCAGAAUUCAGCAUUCUCCUUGUUACACCCUGCCAGGCCAUAUCAAUGAUUUUUAGGCAGUUAACAAUGUUGUAGUGCUCCUUCUAAAAUUCAUGAUGGAUUAGAUUUGUAUUUUUGGUGACUUCAAAGCACUAAUAAAACAAGUGUUUGGAGUACAAUUUCUUAAAAUUAAAAAUCACUCAUUAGUCCAUGGUCUGCAAGACAAGGGUGGUGUUAUGUACAGAACUUUUAUGAAUUUAAAUUUGUCCAGGAUAUCAUCUUCAAGAUUAGGAGGGGUGAGCAAGAGCAUUGUCGUGGAUGAAGAGAACCUUGAGAGGAAGAUCGUUCUCCAGAAGGUACUUUUCCACUGCUGGUCUGAAGACAAGUUUGAUCCACUCGGUGACCCUGACCUUAACAUUUGCACUCCACAUAACCUGCGGCUUUCCUUCAGGGUUUUUGAAAUGGUAGACAAGGAACAGCUUAAUCUUCAAGUCUCCACUUGCAUUGACGCAAAGGGUGUAUUUUCCCAUGCAAUUUUUCUUUUCUUACCCAGUAGCAAUUUGUUGAAGACUGAUUUUAUUUUCGUUGCAAACACCUGCUCCGAUGGUGACAUACCUGCUGAUAUAUUUGGAUUUGGUGCCACACAAUAUACUCUUAAGAAUUGUUGUAAAACUAUCUCAUCCGUGACUUCCUUAGGGCUCUCUUAAACGUAUCAACAAUGUGUCAUAUUUGUGAGGAAAUAUCAUCCCCACUCCUAUUUUCAAAUAGUUUUUGCUGUUUCUUUCUUUACCCAUAUUUUUAGAUAACAUUUUGCAGAAAUACAUUUUCAAGAGAGUGUGGAUUACAUUAGAUUGAAAAUUCAAAGAAGUUUGAAAUGAAUAAGUGAAAAUGCAGAGGUUAUAGAAAUUAGUGAUAACGAAGUGUGUGGAGAGAUAAAGAAUGAUGAAUAAUUCAUCUAAAAAAAAAACACAUUAGAGUUUGUGUAUGUGCGUAAAAACAAGUAAAAGUAUGAUAUUAAAACAAAAUAUCUUCUUCCUACCUCUUAAAAUCACUGGAUAUAAUAUAUAUACAAUAUACAAUAAUCCCACAUUGCAGGAUAGAUUUGAAAAACUACAAUUUUUAUUCUUUUGGAAUGAACACAAACAUAGGUGCUGAGACAGUGACUAAACUUGUAGUGUUUUGUAGGGAUUACUCCAAUGAAUUGACAGUAAAGUAAUUGCUUCUAUCAGAAUUGUUUACCUUUAAAGCGGAAAAAAAAGAAAAACCAACGUAUAUGACAGAAUGUUAUCUAUUAAUAUUUUUUUUUAUCUCCAUGGGAAUAAACGACUGUUUUUUAAACGGCUCCCACGCAAGUCAAUUUCUGGAGAUUACACGUGAUUAGAAGAGUACCCUUUUGCAGCUGCGUUAGUUUAAGACGGCGUUUCAUCCUCGAAGACCCUAUGCAUUCUCCCAAGGAAUGAGUCGAAGCAAUGGAUAUUUUCUGUUCUAAACUCCCCAAAAUUGAAUUACAUGCUCACAUUAAUGCAGCCGUAUCUCAAAAAACCUUACAAGAUGUCUCAAAAGGAAGAAUGUUACCUGUUGAAGAAUAUCAAAUCAAAACUUCCGUGCAUGACAGUGAGGAAAACAGAGAUUUUCAGAGAUUGGAAAAAUGCUUUGAUAUUUUCAAAAAAAUCCAUGAAGUCACAGAUAAUGAGAAAGCAAUAUAUAAGGUAACCUAUGAUGUGAUCCAUGAUUUCUGCAAAGACAAUGUCAAAUAUCUUGAACUGAGAACUACACCAAGAGCGGAAAUCAGCACUGGUAUGACAAGAAGAUCAUAUGUUGAUUCAGUACUUGCUGCCAUAAAGGAUUGUAAAACAGAAAAUAUUGAUAUCGAUGUUAGAUUGCUAUUGUCUAUUGACAGGAAGACAAAUACUGACAUUGCACAAGAAAUUGUCAGUAUUGCUAGCGAAUUACAACAGAACUCUGAUGGAAUUGUUCUUGGAAUUGAUUUUAGUGGUGAUCCAAAGAUUAAUGAUGCCAGAGACUUUAUACCAGUAUUAAAGGAUGCCAAGGCACGUGGCCUAAAGCUAGCUGUUCAUAUUGCUGAGGUACAAAAUGCACCAGAAUCUCAACAGCUUCUCCUUGUAGAACCAGAUAGGAUUGGUCAUGGUACUUUCCUUCACCCUCAUGUUGGGGGUACACAAGAAAUGGUGGACUUGGUCAAAUCAAAAAAUAUUCCAAUUGAAUGUUGCAUAACAUCUAACCUGAAAUCUGGUACUGUUGCAAGUACAGACAAACAUCACUUUGGAUUCUGGUAUCGACAGAAUCAUCCAGUCAUCAUUGCGACUGAUGGUGCAGGAAUAUUCAACACAUACCUUUCAAAAGAAUAUGGCUUAGUUGCAGAGGCAUUUUCUUUGACAAAAGAGAAUGUUUGGGAACUUUCUUACAAUUCCAUUGAUUAUAUUUUUGCCAAUGAAGAUACUAAAAAUAGGCUUAAAUUGAAAUGGAAAGAAAUCAAAGGUUCAAUUUAAAAACAUUUUCCCCCUCAUUUUGAAAGUAGCAUAAAAUAAUUGUGAGGGCACGAUGGUGGACUACUAACCUUAUCGGUCUAAGUUCAUAUGUUACAAUUUAUCCACCAUUCGAAUUGAAACAAAUGCUCUCCAGUUUUAUUUUACAGUUCAGUGGUUAAUGGUUUUAACAAAUAAAUCAUUUAUGCAUUCAGAGAAGAAUGCAUGUAAAAGACAACAAAAAAAAAAAAAUGUGAAUUGACAUUAUAGAAUAGAGAAAAGCAUUAUAAUCAAAUAAAGCAAGAAUCUUUCACAUCUGUAUUUCCUAAGCUAAAAUAUUAGUUGGUGAGAAUCAUUAUCAUCAUUUAACAUGUUUUCCAUCACAUGUCCAAACCAAUAUAGUCUACUCUCUUGCAUCUGAUUCCUUCCAUGUCCAACUUUCCUUAUACAGACACAUGCCUACAAGUAUAUGGUACAUGGAAGAGAGUAGCCAAAAUAUAUAUAUCCAUACCCACAACUCAGGUGGAGUACAUGAGUUGCCAGGGAAGCAAUCCAUGUAUGUUUAAAUAGAAAUGGUGAUGGAAAUGGGGGAGGGAUGGUGGGUGUAAAGGGUUUGCAAAAUGGACGCUGUCUUUAGGAUCUGCACAAAUCUAUUAAUAGUCUCCUCAUUGUUAUACGAACUUUUAAAAAUAUGCAUACCUUUUAGUCAGCAUAUUUAUCAUACAAACAUUUAUGCAAUAAAUGAGAAUGAAGAAGAAAAGCUGCAGAGUCUGUGGUUGCCAAAGUAACUGUUCAGAAAGAAAAGAAAAUGGUGAUGAACUGACAUGUUAAUAUUUCUAUAGUAAAUUUCUUUUUAUAUUCCAUUUUGUAGACAAUAGCAUCGUUAGUUACAGAUUGCCAAUGGCACAAUCAUAGCAUUUACAAUAGUAAGAAUGACAAAAAAAUAUCAAAACAUUUUUGCUUGAAAGUACUAGUUUAUUGGCUACUUGGUAUACAUGAACACACACACACACACACAAUAGGUUUCUACACAGUUUUCAUUUACUAAAUUCUACUAACAGGCAUAGGAGUGGCUGUGUGGUAAGUAGCUUGCUUAUGAACCACAUGGUUCCGGGUUCAGUCCCACUGCAUGGCAUCUUGGGCAAGUGUCUUCUACUAUAGCCUCGGGCCGACCAAAGCCUUGUGAGAGGAUUUGGGAGACGGAAACUAAAAGAAGCCCAUCAUAUAUAUAUAUGAAUGUAUGUUUGUGUGUCUGCGUUUGUCCCCCCAACAUUGCAUGGUGAUAUAAGUUGGUUCAGUCAGAUUAAGAUGAAUGCUAAAACCACAUUGCUUUGUAACAUUAUAGAAAUAUAAUACUUCAAUUAAAGGAGCAAAGUUCAGAGCCACAAAAAUUAUGGCUAAGGCUCACAUCUGUUGAUUUGAAACUCAAAAGCCAAAUGUAAAGAAAGAGUGGUGUUCAUGCCUGAACAAUUGUAAAACAGAUUUAUUACAGUUGAAAAUGCCAAAAGUUAAAAUUGAUGAUGAUCAUCAUCAUCGUUUAACGUCUGCUUUCCAUGCUAGCAUGGGUUGGACGAUUUGACCGAGGACUGGUGAACCAGAUGGCUACACCAGACUCUGAUCUGAUUUGGCAGAGUUUCUACAGCUGGAUGCCCUUCCUAACGCUAACCACUCCGAAAGUGUAGUGGGUGCUUAAAAAAUAUAAUUAUAGAAAUAGGUUUUCAUGAUAGCUAAAUUUCCAAAGUUUUGUAUGAACCAUGUCCAUCACCUACUUUCAGUUUUUAGUUGGAAUUAUGUUGCUAGGGGAAAAAAAAAAAACUGAGAAUGUAACAACUUCACAUUCUUUUGCAAGAAUAAAUCAUUUACAGCAAAUUUUAGUCAAUUAAAUUAAAAUGAUAAAAGUGCUGAGUAACCUCAUGUUAGAAAAUUGUACUUUUGAAAAUAAACGUUUCUCUUUUAACCUCA